CUCUUCCUUUGGCAGCGCAGGCAGCAGUCGCAUUGGUGCAUCAAGCCGUAGCAGUGCGAGCGUCCCUACUGCCGGUACGAAGACCUUUCGACUCAAGUGAACAAACGGCGCCACCGGGCCUGGGCGGCUGCGUCCGACGAUAGGCCGAUACUCUCGGCCAAUCACCGAGCACCGAUGCUGCGUUUCUUCUGAUCGGGCUGGAAAGUGCAAGGUCGUAUCUUUGGUCAUUCCUGCCGAGCUCUCCUGCCGACGACGAUGCGCCUCGCCGUCUUCGCCCUCGUAGUAUCGCUCUCCCAUGCGUCCAUCGACGUCGUCGUGCAGUCGUCAAGCCUCGUUUCGGCGCGGACUUUCCCCAUCGAUCUCGAGAGCACAACGAUCGAAAUUGUACCCCGCGGCGAGCGGCUUCGCGACGCGACCUUUGCGUGGACGUCGCAGUACGGCUACGUUGCGCUGCACGCACACAACACGAUCCUCGACGGCAUCAACGAAGCAGGCCUCUCUGCGGCUCUUCUUGACUGGGGCACAUCGAUCCCGGUGCCCGGUGGCGCCGACGGUCGUCCCGUCAUUACCGCGCUCGUGCCGUUUGUGUUGAGCAACUUUGGCUCGCUCGACGACGUGCAGGCUGGCCUCGCCCAUGUCCGCCUCCGGCCCAUGGCGCAGCAUGCGUGGCGCCUCACGGUCCAUGAUGGCAAAGGCCACAGCCUUAUUCUGAACGCGACCAACCACGUGCUCGACGCGCCCCGCGUCGUACAAGCUGUCGGCGACGCCAAGACGACGCAGUCGCUCCGCCAACACGAUGCCACGCGGCUCGUGCGCGUGGGAGCAGCCGAUGCGAGUGCGGCGACCGGUGUCCCCUCGGCAGUCGCCGGCGCCAUCGCCCGCUUUGACGCGACGUACACGAUCCAAGCGUCGGCGCAAAGUCUUCUCGUGCGCGAUCACGACGCCAAGACGCUCUAUUUGAAAAACAUGGCGUCGCCGUCAGUUGUGCAUCAAAUUCCAUUCGACGCCGACUUGGUCGACCGCACGACGCUGCAGCUCGCAGAUGACACUGCGCUGCUGGCGGUCAACUCGUGGACCAAUGUGAUUCUGGGGUGGGUGCUAUUGCUCUUGUGCAUUGCGCUCUCGAUCGCGUCGGCCCAAGCUUUCAUGCGCCGUCAAGGCUACCACCACCUCCAGUUGAUCCACAAGUAGUCGAAUAGUCUUUUCAAUUGCAUGUCCUUUAACAUAUCUCAAUGUGAUGUCGUUCACUUCUCU
Messenger RNA from Saprolegnia diclina VS20, 1254 nucleotides. RefSeq lists its product as hypothetical. The record is from RefSeq and is a predicted model, not a curated record. Lineage: Eukaryota; Oomycota; Saprolegniomycetes; Saprolegniales; Saprolegniaceae. Bases 256 to 1191 code for a protein of 311 amino acids. The transcript has a single exon.